Siniperca chuatsi (mandarin fish) is the source of this 1827-nucleotide messenger RNA. RefSeq names its product putative nuclease HARBI1. The transcript is spliced from 2 exons. Bases 350 to 1465 code for a protein of 371 amino acids. The record is from RefSeq and is a predicted model, not a curated record. NCBI's taxonomy places the organism in Eukaryota, Metazoa, Chordata, Actinopteri, Centrarchiformes, Sinipercidae.
UGCUUUAAGGAUUAUGUGGCAGAGUGGGAUGAUAUUAUAAAGGCUUUAAAAUAUACAGGAGGAUUUUGAUAUAUUUGCACUAUGAAUUAUAGUUUCCCCAAGUACGUUCCACUGAAUCUACUUAAUUUUUUUAGAUGUCAUUAUUUGUUUAUUUAUUUAAACAUAGUUGCAUUUGUUUGCAGUUUGUAUUCCUGUCCAGUGGGUGGCGAUAACGAACAGCUUUGCGGACUGCCUAAACCUUAGAGAAGAAGACCGUGCUUCCAUGAUAAUCGCCACUGUUUAUCAUUUGUCAUUCAUCGAGUAAUCUUUGUCGGACAUGUGCAUUUAAACAUACUGCAGAAGUAAACAAAUGGCCUUCGCUUUGCCGGUGUGGCUCGCGGUCCAGGAAGAGCUCCUCGGACAUGGCGGAGCGGAUAACGGGGCCCCGAGCUGUUUCGACGAGUUCGACGACGAAGCUUUGUUCCAGAUGUUCCACCUCACCAGACCCUGUAUCGCCUUCAUCACAGACGCUGCCCGCAUCCGCAUGAAGAAAGUCGCUUUGAAGAAACCUGCACUGUCCGUGGACGUGAUGGUCAUGGUGGCACUGAACCAUUACGCACACGGAGUCUCCUCCGCCGCCGUCCUGCAGAGGGUCGGGCUGAGCCAGACGGACUGUCACGCGGUCAUUAGCACAAUCUCCGGGGUCAUCGCAGGGAUGUCCGAUCAGUUCAUCUCAUUCCCACUAAUCCGGGAAGCCAGAGCCAACGUCGCCUUCAAGAUAGAGAAAUUCUGUGGGAUCCCCAAUGUGCUGGGCGUCCUGUCUCCAGCUCACUUCAAGAUCAGAGCUUCUCCCUAUGAGAAGGACACGUUCAGGUCUUUUGUCAACACUUUGGGUUACACAUCGGUCGUGAGCCAGAUCAUAUGUGACUCCGACGGCAACAUAUUAAGUGUUGAAAAAUGUUGUGUGGGCAGCACGUUUGAGCAGGAAAUGUGGGACUCGUCGUUCAAAGGAAGGGAAAUGGAGGAGGAAUUGCACGGACCAUAUUGGGUUAUUGGCGGGAAAGGCUACCACUUAAGCAAACAUGUCUUGACUCCUGUGUCAGAACCUGUAAAUGACAAUGAGGCCCGCUUCAAUGAGGCCCACGCAAAGAUCCACGACGUCAUGCGGACAACACUCGGUUCCAUGAAGAGGCGUUUCAGGUGCCUGAUGCAACUCGGUUUUGCACAAGAAGGCUCUUUGGACAAAAAGUCCAACAUUAUCAAGGCGUGCAGUGUCCUGCACAACAUCGCUAAGAAGUUCUCCGUCCCUUCUCCGCCUGUAGCUGGUAAAAUUGAGGCCCUGCAUCCAGGCAAGCAGCAUUCAGUGCCAGUAGAGAUCAACCCUGAGGCCCUAAAAGCCAGACAGGAGCUUAUCAAUAGCAACUUCUCCGUUGUCUCCAGUAACCAGGACCCACCGAGUAAAGGCAUCACAGAGGAGCAGGUGUGAGCAGAGUGGAUGUGUCUGCUCUAGAGGAACAUCGACAUACCGACACAUUAAGGACAAACAUUGGAGUUGAGUUCCUGUUCUGUGUCAGUUUGGCACUAACAUGUAAAUGUGACAGCAAUACUGGGUUUUUCAUCUCGUUUGCAGACUUUGUAAAAACACAUUCAGGUAUUUUUGUAAUUAAAAAAUAUUUUAUUUCUUGUACAAAUAGAAAAUCACCUACAUUUCUUAUUUUUAAUAAAUGUGAUUUAAAAAUAUUCUUAGGCCAUCUGGGGUGUUGUUCCCUCACAUAAUAAUAUUACUAAUAAUAAUAAUAUAUACAUAUUGCAGAUGAGCGUAACAAAAAUGUAAGUUAAAUAAAAGUG